Molecule: messenger RNA, 2985 nt
Organism: Leucoraja erinaceus (little skate)
Lineage: Eukaryota; Metazoa; Chordata; Chondrichthyes; Rajiformes; Rajidae
Exons: 16
Coding region: 230-2671 (813 amino acids)
Molecular function (GO): protein binding
Source: RefSeq, a predicted model, not a curated record
GUGCCCUCGCUUCCGGUUGCGGGAGAGGAGCGGAGAGGGGACGGGAGCGAUGGCGGCGGCGGCGGCGGCUUCCCGAGGGGUGCUGCUCUUUGCAUGCUUCCCUUCAUCACUGCACAGAUUAAUCAAUACCAUUUUCUGACUGACACAAUUUAAGGAGGAAUAAGUGGAUCUCCAUCAACCUUUAUUUUUACUUUUGGGGAUGCCUCGGAAAGGUAAAUAUCUGUGAGAAAUGGAUAAAGUCUUGGUGGAUGGUGUACCUACAGCUAAUCAUUGGAUCUCAGUAAAUGAUGUUAUCCGUAAGAGGUGGUCACUGAAUGAUACCGGAAAAUCAACCUUGCAGCAGGAAUGGAAUAACUCAAUCAAGCUACAGCAUCCUGAAGAAAUGAAAUUGGAUACACAUGUUUUCAAGAUACCUCAUCUAGGGUCUAUCGUGAGCAAAAGGAAGGCGUUUUUUGAAUCUCACAUGAAGUUAUCAGUGCCGGUCACAAAGGAGAAAGUAAAGCUUGGCAAAAUGCCAGCCACAUUGAAAGUACACAACCCAAAUACAGCUGGCUCCAGUAUCAUGGAAGGUGUCCAAGGCCCUGGUCAUUAUCUGAAGAAUGGUGAAAAUGCAGAAAUUAUAAUAACUAAGUCAGAGUGCAACAGAUUUGGUCCAAUUCAGAAGCACCCUGUCGUAGAGAAAAGAAGACAACUGAUUGGUCUCUAUCAGGCCAUUUGUGAGACGGUUCGGUGCUCACCAUUUGACUCGAGGCAAACAAUUUCUAAAGAAGUUAAGGAAAAGACAUCGCCAACCCUGCAAGAGCGACUGCGAUGUUUGCUGAUUGAGGACGCUGGUAACCAGGAAGAGAAUGAGUUAAGAUCCACGAAGCAAAACCCAGAGCAAAAUGAUUACAUCAUUGAUUCAACUACAGAGUCUCGCCUCACUGGUCACCUGUCAAUAAAUCCAUUGAACAAAUAUCACAAAGCCGGGUGUUUGGAACCCAAGAGUGCCUUCAAUCAGAAAAGAACCAACCACGUUCCAAGAGUACCUGAGGCUGGCAUUUCUUGGCAAAGGAGCUUACCUCUUGAUAAAGCGCAUGGAAGUUCAGCUCUGAAGAACACUGCAAAUAAUGAGUUAAGGGCCUGUCCCACGAGCAUGCGACUGCAUGCGGCAAGCGCGACCAAACUGGAAGCGGGGGCCACGCGGAGGUCGAGUGAUCCCCGUACAGGGCCAGUCCCAUCAGCAUGCAACCUGCAUGCGGCGAGCGCGACCAAACUGGAAGCGGGGGCCGUGCGGAGGUCGAAAUUUCCACAGAACCACAGAGAUAUUUUUGGCAGAACAAUCUGGGAAAAUCCAACCGAUGAGCACCGUUUAACGUUUCCUGCAAAUCAACAUUCUGCAAAUCAACAUUCUGCAAAAGGAAAAACUGCAAAUUCGGAAAUUGAAAAUGAACCCACUGCAGUCGGCGGGGCUGGUUCACCUCUUGAGUCCACUGCUUCAAAGGCUCACUUGGUAUCACAGGAUAAAAUCAAUUCUCUUUAUUGGUCUGCUAAUCAAAGUGUGUCACAUUUGGGGAUACGUUGUGAAGUUAACCGUGACCAAGAGCCUAAAGUAAUGGUGUGUUCUGGGAAAGUGCCUUUGAAUGAUCUGGUACUUCAAGAGAAUCCAAAUCUCAAGCCUGGUCCAUUUCCUUUCUCUCCAGUGAACACACCAAGAAUAAACCAGACCUCCAAUCAACAAACAAUACAAAUUGCAUCCCAACUCGGCUCUGCUGCUGACAUAGAUCAUUCAGAGAUAAGGCCAUUCCAAUCUCUUGUAUUGUGCUCACUCCAAAAACAAAGAGCGAAAUCCCUAAGUCAACUUGAGUCAAUGAAUUCAGGGGGAGCUACUGCUGAUGAAGUUAUCCAAAGACCAUUUAAUAACAGUACCGAAGACAGCAAUCCAAACCUUCAGUUAAAGUCAAACUCUUUAACUAAACUCAAAGAUGACGGUGAAAGAGAAUUUGGCUCUCCUUGUCUGAGGUCUCAGGCUCCAGCAUUAAGCAUUAACUUUGUAUCCUCUGGAUCCACAAGGAUGUCGCAAGUCGAUGCAAUCCGGCAACAUCUACAGUCCCUGGAAACAGAUUACCAGAAUCUUGUUGCACUUCUUUCCCGGGAGAGCAGACCUUUGCCACUGACCCGAAAAUCAAAACAGAAAGGGCAGAAUGCAGUGAAAAAUGGCAAACUGUGGGCACAGCUUAGAUUGCAGCGCCAGAAAGAUAUUUGUAUAGUGCAGCAAAGGUUUGCUCAUCUGGAGGCCCAUGUACUCCUUCUGGUUCGGAAUGUAGCUCACCUAACUGAAGAGAUCGACUCUCAGAAUUCCCUGCUGCAGAAAAUACAUUCAUUCCAACUCGAAUUAAAAAGCACACUGCAAGCUUGCAACAUAGAGGUUGGAGAUGUGAGCAGGUCGUCCAUUAAACAAGAUUCUUCCAGUAUUUCAGAGUGUUCACUGAGUUGUGGAGAACGUCCUACAAUGAUGACAAUAUUUCUGAAGAAACUCGGAUAUGAGCAAUACGUUCCACAUUUCAGGAACGCCGGCAUAGGUUUCACAGAGCUCCCUCACCUUCAGGAGGAGAGACUGGAAAAACUUGGCAUUCCGUUGGGACCGAGCCUUCGUAUUCUCCAAGAGGUCAGAUGCACCUCCUACGUGUGAGUGACACAAGUCUCUUCAAAUUUUGUACAAGAAUCCUUCUGGAUCAAAUUAAGCUUCAGCAGAAAGCUACGAGAAUCCAUCGAAUAGUCCUGCUGGAUAAAGAUCUGAGAUUGCCACUUGAAACAUUUCACAACUACACACAAGAAAUGCUGCUUAAUGGUCAGGAUGGAUUUCGAUACACUGUUAUCAGUCGAUAACACUUUGCAUCACUCAGUACUGCUGUAUCAACAGUCUAGGAAAUGUGAUGCUUUAACACCAAAUUCUACCGUGUACAGUAUCAAUAAAGUAUAAUUAAAUCAUUGAAAUGUUGCUGC